Messenger RNA from Strongyloides ratti, 954 nucleotides. RefSeq names its product Putative deoxyribonuclease TATDN1. Gene Ontology annotation, cellular component: cytosol. The record is from RefSeq and is a predicted model, not a curated record. Gene Ontology annotation, molecular function: single-stranded DNA 3'-5' DNA exonuclease activity. The transcript is spliced from 3 exons. The coding region runs from base 1 to 954 and encodes 317 amino acids. Lineage: Eukaryota; Metazoa; Nematoda; Chromadorea; Rhabditida; Strongyloididae.
AUGUUAAAAUUCCACCAUCAUAUUUCAAAAACUAUUUUAGGAACAUUUCAAAAAAUGGCAAAAUCUUCCAAAUCACUACCAGAUAUUUCUUCAAUUAAAUUAAAUAAUAAAUUAACUGAUAUUGGAUGUAAUUUGGGUCAUCCCUCAUUUAAGAAUGACUUUGAAGAAGUAUUGAAGAGAGCCAAUCAAGCAGGUGUUGAAAAAAUAAUGAUUACAGGACCUAAUGUUUCUGGGAGUAAAGAAGUUUGUGAACUAGCAAAAACCAAACCAGGAUUGUUUUAUUUUACAGCAGGUGUUCAUCCUCAUGAGGCAAAAGAAUUUAAUGAAAAUACAAUUUCAGAAAUCAAUGAAUUAUUAAAAGAAUCUCAUUGUGUUGCUAGUGGUGAGUGUGGACUUGAUUAUAAUAGAAUGUUUUCUACAAAAGAAGAACAAUUGGUGUGUUUUGAGGAACAAUUAAAAUUAGCAUGUAAAGUUAAAAAACCACUUUUCCUUCAUGAAAGAGAAGCUCAUGAUGAUAUGGUAAUGUUGUUGACAAAAUAUAAAUCUGAACUUCCACCUGCUGUGAUACAUUGUUUUACCGGUACUGCAAAAGAGGCAGAAAAGUAUAUAUCAAUGGGUCUUUAUAUUGGAUUGACGGGAUUUUUAGCUAAAGAUAAAACUGAUAAUGGUGUACAAUAUGCAUUAAAAAAUGGAAUAAUUCCAUUAAAUAGGUUAAUGAUUGAAACUGAUGCUCCAUAUAUGUAUUGUAAUAUUGGUAAUAAAAAGCUAAAAAAAAUUAAAGAAUCUAUGUCUGAUGAGGCUAAGGCUCUUCAUAAGUAUUCUAGUUUUGAAAGAAAUGAACCAUGUGCAAUGGCAGCUAUUGUUGAAGUCAUAGCACAUUUUAUGGGUGAGACUGUUGAAAAGGUGGCAGAAGAGACUCAUAAAAAUUCAAUGAUUGUCUUUGGGUUGCAAUAA